Messenger RNA from Haliotis rufescens (red abalone), 3718 nucleotides. RefSeq lists its product as uncharacterized. NCBI's taxonomy places the organism in Eukaryota, Metazoa, Mollusca, Gastropoda, Lepetellida, Haliotidae. Gene Ontology annotation, biological process: establishment or maintenance of epithelial cell apical/basal polarity; heterophilic cell-cell adhesion. Gene Ontology annotation, molecular function: calcium ion binding. Gene Ontology annotation, cellular component: plasma membrane; protein-containing complex. The coding region runs from base 92 to 2833 and encodes 913 amino acids. The record is from RefSeq and is a predicted model, not a curated record. The transcript has 13 exons.
CACUCAUCAACGGAUCAAAGUUGGAACAUCCAUUCCACGACCGACGUCGUUGACAGUACGCAUACAUGUUAGUCAGCAGCCGUCAGACGCGAUGCUGGUCGAGCUGUUUGUGGCUGUCGUUUUGACAACUUCAGCUCACUGUGUGAAAACUCAAAAAGGGAAAAACUUCCUUCUCCCAUUCUUGAACACAACUGGAUCAGCACGAUUGAUGUUCAUAACAGAUAAACCAACAAAUAUACACAUAGAGCCCAGUACACAAGGACCCCCUGUUCUCUCUCUAGAAGCCAACGAGGUACACAACGUGUACGUCAGUGUAAACGAUGUUGGGUACACUGGAUCUGCCUCGCUGUCCAGUCAGCAUAAAGCAGUGACCAUCACUGCCAGUGAAGACGUAUGGCUGUAUGUGUUUCUCACAGACGCUGCCGGUUACAACGACACUGGCGGUUUUAUGGCCGUCCCGACCGACGUCCUCACAGCCACAUACACUGCAGUUACUUACAAGAGAAACGACGUCAGUCCGUACAACAACUUCAUUCUGGUAGCAGCCGUUGAAGACAAUACCACGGUGGCAAUGAACGUCAAGCAUGGUUCUAUGUGUGUGUCUGCAAAUGUGUCUGACGGGGACAUCGUGCUCAUCGCCCUGAACAGAAGCGAUGUCAUUGGUUUGCUUUGCAGAGAUGACAUCACGGGUACCGUCAUCCAAAGCGACAAGAAGGUGGCUGUAGUAACUGGACACGAAUGUGCUAUGGUACCUGGCGCGGCAAAUAAGUGCAAUCUUCUUGUUGAAAUGAUGAUUCCUGUUGAAAGUUUUGGUGAAACAUUCGUCCUCUCUGCACCCAACAUCACCGGCGGAGUCAUCUACAGAAUCGUUGCAUCGCACGACAGCACCCUAAUUAGCGACAGCUCCGGGGUCAUAUCUACACUGAACGAAGGGGAGUUUGUAGAUGUUGAUCUCAAUACUUCUUCCAAUGAACGUUGCAUAGAAACAUCUCAGCCAUGUAUCGUGGUUGUCAUCAACAAGUGUGCAUACCCGUCCUCAAACAACAACGACAUCAACAAAGGCAGUGGCAUGUCUAUUGUCCCUUCGACGGACAGGUAUUUGGACAACUACAUCAUCAAUUUCGUGGAUGCCUUCGACGAGACGAACAUCAUCUCGGUCGUUUACAACAAUCCUACCACAACCAACGUGACAAACGCUAGCAGAUGUGAUUUCGAGAUGAUGACGUUAAAGGUUGACGAAUGGAGCCAAAUGGACUACAUCAACAGUUCGGGAUUAAAGGGGGUAAUACUUUACAGACAGUCUGAAGAUAAAAUGGACAUGGCUAGUUUCCCACUUGGAAUGAUCUUUGAUAAAGAUGAGUGUGUCAGCAUCCCCUGCUACAACAACGCGACCUGCGACGACCUCAUCUACGAUUUCACAUGCAUCUGCCAGCCCGGAUUCAACGGUACUCUGUGUGAAAUAGACAUCGACGAGUGUUUGAGCAGCCCCUGUCAGAACAAUGCCACGUGUCAUGACAACGUUAACAGAUUUGACUGCGAGUGCCGCAUGGGCUUCAAUGGAACACUCUGUGAAACAGACAUAGACGAAUGUGCAAGUUCCCCAUGUCAAAACAACGCAACUUGCAGGGACGAAGUCAACGGGUUUAUCUGCGACUGUCAAAUGGGUUUCAACGGAAGUGUUUGCGAAGAAGACAUAGACGAAUGUGCAAGUUCCCCAUGUCAAAACAACGCAACUUGCAGGGACGACGUAAACGGAUUCAUCUGCGACUGCCAAAUGGGUUUCAACGGAGAUGUUUGCGAAGAAGACAUCGACGAGUGUUUGAGCAGCCCCUGUCAGAACAAUGCCACGUGUCAUGACAACGUCAACACAUUUGACUGCGAGUGCCACAUUGGCUUCAAUGGAACACUCUGUGAAACAGACAUAGACGAAUGUGCAAGUUCCCCAUGUCGAAACAACGCAACUUGCAGGGACGACAUCAACGGGUUUAUCUGCGACUGUCAACUGGGUUUCAACGGAAGUGUUUGCGAAGAAGACAUAGACGAAUUCGAAUGUGCAAGUUCCCCAUGUCAAAACAACGCAACUUGCAGGAACGACAUCAAUGGGUUUAUCUGCGACUGCCAGAUGGGUUUCAACGGAGAUGUUUGCGAAGAAGACAUUGACGAGUGUCUAAGCGGACCGUGUGGGAACAACGCCACCUGCUUCGACAUGGUCAAUGGGUUCGAGUGUCUGUGCUCCCAAGGCUUCAGUGGAGGUCUUUGUGAAACAGACAUCGACGAGUGCCUGACGACUACAUGUGAAAAUGGCGGGACAUGUGAGGACCUACCUGGAUACUUCCUGUGUCACUGCAAACCGGAUUUCCACGGAGUUACAUGCGAACACAACGGCUACAGCUACGUGUUUACUCGUCUGCUCGACGUGGACGACACUCUGAUGACAUCAUCGGGGGUAACAGUAGUUGCAACACCCCUAGCCACUAACAUCCGGUUCAAGACCACCUACACCACCCCGCUAGCCAUGUACAGCACGCCGGGUGCAGAUUCGGAAAUAGACUGUGUAUGUACCCGUUACGGCAACGACAUCCAACCGGAAGUAGACCCGGAAGUUCUGACAGACAAGAUCAAGAACGACCUUCUACUGGACACGUCCAACUUGACCAAGACGGUGAACAGGUAUCUCUCAAGUGAGGAUGACCGCCCUUCGGCAAAGGGUCUGGGGAGUGUGGGGUGUAUGAUCAUCAUCUUCAGCAUCAUGCUCAUCGUGGUGCCCGAUGUUCUGUAUGUGCUGAGGAAGCUGGAUGGCAACAGAGGGACAAGACCGGAGAAGAAGGCUUGAUCUGGGGUACAUCAAGCACACAGUCUCGUCCCUCCAUGUAGCCGCGUAAACUCGCAGCCUGGCGCCCAGUCACUUGUUUGCCAUAGAAAUACUGUAUAUAUGUGGCAUUCUGCGUAUCCGUAUAGAGAAACUCCAUCUGCACAUAUAUGAACGACAUGUAUCAUAUUAAGUUGUUUUCAAAAGAAAGUAUACACUUGAAUAUUGGAUAACUUCCUGUUGUUGACCUUGGUUAUGUGAGUCUUUUUUGUGGGUGAGUCCAGGUUACAGUUGCUGGUAGUCUGGAUCUGUCCGAGGCAACACUUGCUUGAUAACGGUGUAAGAACCUACACCGAAACGCCCCUCUUAGUUGAAAUAAAGAAGUUGUUCAUCCAUAUAUGCUUACCCUUACUUUGAACAUUGGAUUUGGACAAAACAUGACAAAUGUUAUCAAUACUUUCUAGGCUGAAAACACUGGCCGAAACAUUGCAAAUGUAUAAGGUCCAAAACACAAAUGUGAUACCUGUUUUAAAUACAUCAUCUUCGAAUAACCAUUUUUUUGGUUGUUAUAUUUUCAGCCACUAUCAGACAUGAGUGUAUAUUUUCUUUUGCCAGGCAGUUUACUUUGAUACCAAAAUAAUAUAGUUCAACAUGUUAUCCCGCCGUCGUUUGUAAACUAUAUGUUUGUAUUAAAAGUGUUUUGCAAAGAUACGGUUUUCACUGUCAAGUAACGGGCAAUUGUACAGUCAAGUUUGGGUGCCACGCCAACGAGCGCCUGGUUACAGCUCCAGGUAAGAAAGUAUACCACACACAGUUUGGAUAAGACCAAGUCUCACACGAGGUCACAUGAUGCGAUGUACACCCUUCGUAUUAUUUUUAAACAGACCAAGUACCUGGUAAAGUGCAACG